AUGGCCUAUGACCGCUACGUUGCCAUCUGCCAACCCCUGCACUACGGGACCCUCCUGGGCAGCAGAGCUUGUGUCCACAUGGCAGCAGCUGCCUGGGGCACUGGGCUGCUCUAUUCUCUCCUGCACACUGCCAACACAUUUUCCCUACCCCUCUGCGGAGGCAAUGCUGUGGACCAGUUCUUCUGUGAAAUCCCCCAGAUCCUCAAGCUCUCCUGCUCAGAUUCCUACCUCAGGGAAGUUGGGCUCCUUGUGGUUAGUGCCUGUUUAGCAUUUGGGUGUUUUGUUUUCAUUCUUUUUUCCUAUGUGCAGAUCUUCAGGGCCGUGCUGAGGAUCCCCUCUGAGCAGGGACGGCACAAAGCCUUUUCCACGUGCCUCCCUCACCUGGCCGUGGUCUCCCUGUUUAUCAGCACUGCCAUCUUUGCCUACCUGAAGCCCCCCUCCAUCUCCUCCCCAUCUCUGGACCUGGUGGUGUCAUUUCUGUACUCGGUGGUGCCUCCAGCAGUGAACCCCCUCAUCUACAGCAUGAGGAACCAGGAGAUCAAAGAUGCCCUGAGGGAACUGAUAACAGCAUGA
Molecule: messenger RNA, 573 nt
Organism: Tyto alba (common barn owl)
Lineage: Eukaryota; Metazoa; Chordata; Aves; Strigiformes; Tytonidae
Product: olfactory receptor 14J1-like
Exons: 1
Coding region: 1-573 (190 amino acids)
Biological process (GO): G protein-coupled receptor signaling pathway
Cellular component (GO): membrane
Molecular function (GO): olfactory receptor activity
Source: RefSeq, a predicted model, not a curated record